Messenger RNA from Closterium sp. NIES-65, 594 nucleotides. The record is from the annotation of a GenBank genome assembly. Lineage: Eukaryota; Viridiplantae; Streptophyta; Zygnematophyceae; Desmidiales; Closteriaceae.
AUGUUCUUACUUUUGACGCUGAGGGGGAGGGCCAUUGACUUUGCCGUCUGGAUUGAAGACCUGGCAGCUGUACUUACUGGGUGUGGUCCUUCCCCCCUGCUGCCCUCUGUCGCCUCUGCCGCUGCGGCCGACCUCAUUGGUUUUGAGUCGGUCGGCGCGGCGUCUGCCCCCAGCGGCAGACGCCGCUCUGGCAAGGGCAAGGGGGGCAAGGGAGCGGGUGGAGCUAGAGGGGGCGGUGGAGGAGGCGGUGGGGGUGGCGGGGGGAGUGGGGGUGGCGGUGGGGUGGUGGCGGGAGUGGAGGUACUGGUGGCGGCGGUGGAGGCGGAGGUGGCGGCGGAGGUGGUAGCGGAGGAGGCGGUGGGAGCGGUGGGAGCGACGGUCCUGGUGGGGGAGGUGGAGGUGGAGACGGGGGUGGCGGUGGAGGCGGGGGUGGCGGUGGAGGCGGGGGUCGGAGUGGCUCGUCCCAGCGGAGCAGCUCUGGGGGUGGUCAGCGCCAGCAGCAGCAGCAGCAGCAGCAGCCGCAGCAGCAGCCCAGCAGCAGCAGCGCUCCUCGCUCGCACCGUCCCCGCCCCUCAGCAGCUCCGUGAGUGGUAG